Messenger RNA from Cariama cristata (Red-legged seriema), 2721 nucleotides. RefSeq names its product DENN/MADD domain containing 2C (gene DENND2C). The transcript is spliced from 16 exons. The record is from RefSeq and is a predicted model, not a curated record. The annotation marks the transcript as partial. Lineage: Eukaryota; Metazoa; Chordata; Aves; Cariamiformes; Cariamidae.
GAGCUGACACCCAGGUGCUCUUGGACAUCACUGGGUGCUUUGGAGUCUCAUGCCGGCGUGGUGUGUGCGGGACACAGGUAGACCUGGACAAGGCUGGAGAUGGGGUGUUCGUAAGCACGUUGGCACUUGCCAUGCACCCAACACAGUCAGUGGACAAUAGCUUCUCCUGCUCUGCUGUGCAGACCCUCUCCCGGAGCCACUGCCGUAACAUCAAACAGAAGAUCUCCCAGUGGGAGGGAAGGACACAAGGACACUCCAGCAAGGAGAAACAGCAGCUUAAGGACUUCGGAGUAAAGUAUGAUCUCAGCUGCAAUGCUCUACCCAAAGUGAAGCCAGAACGUACAGAGAAGGGCAGAAAGACUGGGUCCAAAGAUCCAAAAAGCCUGGGUUUGGACUUCAGGGAAGAUGCAUGGAGCUGCUUGCAGACUGAUGACUGCGGUGACCUCAAACCCUGUGCAUGCAGCCUAGCUUCCCAAGCCAAGGAGAAAGGAAAGUGGCAAGCAGGCUUCCUGGACACAGGAGUGACACUGCCCCCAGGGAACUUCUAUACCUCACAAAUUCUGUGGAGGAGAGUAGAUCCCCUUCUGCCUGGCAAAGCCCCACCAGUUCCCUUGGACCUUCAGAGGAAGCGAGGGAGCUGUGGCUCCACAGAAAGAGAAUUUAAAAUCAAAGGAGUGGACUCUCUCUGCAGGGCAGAGAGGAGCUUGAAAAACAUUUACUCUGAGGCUGAGGGGCAAGAGGAGGAGCCAGCUGCUGUGCCGCCACCCAAGCCCCGUAGGACUUUCCGCUAUCUUGCAGAAAAGGGUGCUAGUAGCUGUAGCAAUGCCAGUGCUACCAGGGAAGCUUCCCUCCGAAAGCAGCAUGGAGGAGACUUUGUGUCAUCCUCCAACAAUCCUGAGAAGAGAAUAGCCAGCAGGAGGAUCAGAGGGAGGACCCAGAGGAAAUCUUUUGAGUUUGAAGACAUCCAGGGCUUCCGCAACCGGAUGGCAACCACCAGUUCCCACAGACUUCGAGAAGAGACAAACGGCACUACAGGAUCCAGGCUUGUCUGCACACAGUCAGAAGACAACAUCUAUGAGGACAUUAUCUGUCCUGCAAGAGAGAACCCGUAUGAAGAUAUCGGAGUGCUGCCCUUACCCCUGUGGAAGGUCCCAUCUGUCUGGAAGCUACCACCCACCCGGAGCACCAGUAGGGCUCCCAAGCUGGUACUAAAAAUACAGGAAAUCUUUGAUUCUAAGCGUGGAAAGAAGAAGGUGAAGUUGCUCAGUCCUGCUGGGAGAGAAGCGCCUCCAGUGAAAGGUGAAACCAAUGGGAAUGAAAGUGAUACAGAAAAUCAGCCAAGAAGUCGACAUGGGUGCCUGCUGCACGUACAGUCAGGGCCCAAGAGGAACCCGCACUACCAGACUUUGGAGAGGGAUUUGAUAGAGCUUCAAGAGCAGCGGCUAUUUGAGCUGUUUGUGGUGGUGUCCCUGCACAAGAAGGCAUCUGAGAUGACGUACACACCACAGAUCAUACAGCAGUUUCCCAGCAAGCCUGAACAUCCCUUCAGACAGUCAAAGGAUACUGAAGAGAGGCUAAAGGUCAUUCCCAAAUUCUGCUUUCCAGAUCCCAAAGACUGGUUUCCUGCAUCAGACCUUAAAAGUGAAACAUUUUCUUUUGUGUUGACGGGUGAGGAUGGCAGCCGCUGGUUUGGGUACUGCAAGAAGCUCCUGCCAGAAGGGAAAGGGAAGCGCCUUCCUGAGGUAUACUGCAUCGUUAGCCGCCUGGGCUGCUUCAACCUCUUCUCCAAGAUUUUAGAUGAAGUGGAGAAGAGGCGAGAGAUGUCCCCAGCCCUAGUACACCCAUUUAUGCGUAGUGUAAUGGAGGCGCCUUUCCCUGCUCCUGGACGCACGAUUACUGUGAGGAGUUUCCUGCCAGGAGCAGGAAAUGAGGUGAUGGAACUCUGCCGUCCAUUGGAUUCUCGACUCGAACACGUUGACUUUGAAUGCCUGUUCAAGUGUCUAAGUGUCCCUCACACGAUUCGUGUCUUUGCCUCUCUCCUGCUGGAAAGGAGGGUGAUCUUUGUUGCUGACAACUUAAGCACUCUGUCUAAAUGUGGCCAUGCCGCAGUUGCAACACUUUAUCCCUUCACUUGGCAACACACCUACAUACCAGUCCUACCAACUUCUAUGAUUGAUAUUGUGUGUUCUCCGACCCCAUUCUUAAUCGGCAUUCUCUCCUGCUCAUUACCACAGCUCCAGGACCUGCCCAUAGAAGAGGUUCUGAUUGUUGAUCUUUGUGCUGACAAGUUCUUGCAAGAGGUAUCAGAUGAAGAUGAGAUCCUGCCUCAUAAACUCCGGGCUGCGCUUGUACAAGUCUUGGAAGAACGAAAUGAAAUCUUGUCACAUGAGCAGAGUGACACGCCUCUUAACUCCCUGGUCUCUGAAGCUUUUGUGCAUUUCUUUGUGGAAAUUGUUGGACACUACUCCCUGCACAUGAAUGUCACAGAAAAAGGGGAGCGGGUGUUUCAGCGGGAACUGUUCCGUAAAUCUCAUGUGUCACACAAUGUGCGUCAUUUCUUGCGCUUCUUUAUGGAAACACAGAUGUUUGCAGGGUUCAUACAGGAUCGAGAGCUAAGUAAGAACAUGGUCAAAGGCCUUUUUGAGGUCCGUGCCUUGGAGUAUUUGGAGAGUAUACCAGAGACAGAACCAACUGGAAUGAACAAAAUCCUUCGCAGUCUUG